This is a messenger RNA of Parascedosporium putredinis, 837 nucleotides long. Lineage: Eukaryota; Fungi; Ascomycota; Sordariomycetes; Microascales; Microascaceae. The record is from the annotation of a GenBank genome assembly.
AUGCAAGAGCACAUUAGGCGCGCCCAUCCUGAACACUACAUCUCGAAGCUCCCUGCCACCGAAGAGAGCUUCCUUCUCAUGAUCAAUACUCCGCCUUCUGAACGAACACCAGCUCAGCAGCAGAAUUCCACUCCCGCUACAGCCAAUGCUGCCCAGCCGCCGGUCAACCAGCAGGGCGCAUCUAUGCCACCGGCUGCGAGCGCGGCGGCCGCCCUCGCUCAACUUCAUGGCCACCGAGGAGAACACGAAUGGGACUCAGAAGGGGUAAAAAUCCCGCCAGUCGAUUUCAAGAUUGGAAGGGAGAUGCUAAAACACCCUUGGCAACAGCAGGACUGGCAUCCCGAUGCGGACGGUCGGAAGAUUCCACGCUCGUCGAUCGAACUGCCCCCAAUCCACAUGUCAAGCAGUGAUGUCACGAGCGACCCCUUCUCUAACCCAAACAGGCCGAGAGACCUGCUCCCUUCAAUCUUACCCGGCUCACCGCCCGGGAGGUCUUCCACUCUACCUCCCCUGCACCGAGGUCUCGGGCCCACGCGACCCCGAAAGCAAUCCGUCACAAAACGUGGGAGGGAGGCCCACCACAAAAAGCAGAAGUCAAAGGGCUCGACGAAUGACUGGCUGCGAAGAAUCCAAAAUGACGACCGUCUCCGGCCCGGCAUAAACGACCGAAAGGCGUUAUCGGCGGAGCCGACCGCUGACUUUGGAAAGAGGUGGGAGGAUCUGAUCGAUGCCGCUGACCAAGCAGCCUCCGCAGCUGGCGAUGUGGAUGAAGACAGAACUCCCAGCAAGGGCACGACGGAAAUGCCCUCGAUGUGCAACGAUUGGCGGUCGAUUUAA